AAACCCCCUGAAUCUCAUACCCACCAACCCCCAAAGUUUCUAACUCCAUUCCUACAAGUAUCAAACCCUAAAGUAGAGGAAGAGAAAUUUCAACUACCUAUUUCUUCUACUCUAGCAUUGUUCAUCUCCUUCGCCUUCUACUUUCUUUUAUUUUCUUAUUUUUUGGGUAUUUUUUUCUUUUUCUUUUCUUCUGGUUUUUUUUUCAUUUUCUUUUCUUCUGGGUUUUUUUUUUCAUUUUCUUUUCUUCUGGUUUUUGUUUUCAUUUUCUUUUCUUCUGGGUCUUUUUUUCUGGGUCUUUUUUUCUGGAUAUUUUUUUUUCUAGGUAUUAGUUCAAGCAUGACUAUUUACUGUAUAUUUUUAGUGCUAAAUUUAUACUUCAUAACAUUCUUAGAGUUAAAAAUAAAAAAAUAAAAAUUUAAACUAGACUUAGAAACCAUUCCAAGAUUAGACCAAACACUUUGAAUGGACAUAUGAUCCAUUACAAGAUUGAACCAAACAAUUUAGAAUGGGUAUGGGUAUAUGAAUCCAUACCACCCUGAUAUGUAUCUCCAUACAAUUCCAUUCCAGUUUUAUGAACCAAACAGGCCCUGAAUAUAUUGUGUAUGAUUUAUGAACAUAUACUUAUCAAUGACACAAUCACGCCACAAUUGGUUGCUUUGUUUAAACAUUGACGCAAAGACUAGUAUUCUUAUUCUAGCAUAUGGAAACCACUAGUACUAGUUUCUGGAUGAUGAUAAUCCAAGUUCAUAAAGUAUUCUGGAUUUAUGCAAUGUGUGGUCUGGAAAUACUUGGCACCAUCGCAUGUUUACACUUUUGAUCAAGUCAAGCUUUGAGUCGUCCUAGAGUACUGAACGUGUUGGAAAGGUUACAUGAUUAGACUGCACAAAUUUCAUUGCUCUAUUUAUGUUCAUGCAAACCCAGGAGAACAAUUAUUAGCAAAAACAACAAAACAAAAAUGAAAAUCUUUCUGUUCUUUGUCCUCCUUCAUCUCCUCAACUUCAUCAAUGGCAUAACAUUAUUAUCAGAAGAGAAAGCUUUACUAAGUAUUAAAUCAGCCAUAACUCAUGACCCACAAAACUAUCUCUCCUCAUGGAACACCACAACCCACCACUGUAGUUGGCCGUUCAUCACUUGCUCCUCCUCUUCUUCUUCUUCUGUCAUUUCUCUCGACAUCUCCGGCUUAAACCUCACCGGAAUUCUCUCGCCUGAUAUCGGCUCUCUCACCCACCUACAAAACCUCAAUAUUGCAGAAAACUCUUUCUCUGACCCAAUCCCUCCUUCUCUCUCACUCCUCACCCAACUCCGCUAUCUCAACCUCUCUUAUAAUGACUUCACCACCUUCCCUUCUACUUUCUCCUCUCUUAAAAAGCUAACCAUCCUCGACAUUUUAAGCAACAAUUUCACUGGCCUUCUCCCUUUAUCGGUCGUUGAGAUGUCGGAGCUCCGGUACCUUGAUCUUGGUGGAAACCACUUUUAUGGUGAGGUUCCACCGGAGUACGGUCAAUGGGAAAACCUUGAGUACCUUUCUUUUUCUUGGCGGAAUUACUACUACCUUGAUUAUGUUGAUUACAAUAAUAUUUUCUCUGGUGGGAUUCCUCCCGAGCUAGGAAACUUAACCAAGUUAACAACAUUAUAUGGUAGUAUCUGCAAUUUUUCUGGGAAAAUUCCAACGGAGUUGGGGAAACUUAAGAAACUUGAAGUUUUGAGUUUUUCUUGGAACACUCUUUCUGGGGGUUUACCCUUUGAGUUGGGGUCAAUGAAGAGUUUAAAACAUAUGGAUUUCUCACAUAAUAUGCUAUCUGGUGUGAUCCCAGAGUCAUAUUCCCUUCUUCAGAACAUAACCGAUUUUCAUCUUACUGGAAACAAUUUACAUGGGAGUAUACCUGAUUUUAUCGGAGAUUUCCCGGAGUUGGAAUACCUCUCCCUAGGGUGGAAUAACUUCACUGGGAGUAUUCCACCAAAGCUAGGUACUAAUGGGAGGUUGCUAAGGGUAGAUAUAGAACAUAACAAUCUUACUGGGAGUUUGCCAGUAAGUCUUUGCAAAGGAGACAGACUUCAAAUUUUGUAUGUAUCGGAUAAUCGGUUGAUUGGACCAAUCCCCGAGAGUUUGGGGAGUUGUAAGUCACUUGAAGAAGUGGCAAUGGGAAAUAAUUUCUUAAAUGGGUCGAUUCCUAAGGGUUUGUUUGGCCUCCCAAACAUUUCUGUAAUUGGGUUUAAUGACAAUCAUCUUACUGGCCUAUGUUUCGAUGAGAGUACUACUCAUCUUUUUUCGGUUAAUCUUUGGACCUUAGAUCUCUCCAAUAAUCAGCUAACUGGGGAGUUGCCUGCUAGUAUUGGAAACUUUUCAAAUCUUCGAUAUUUAUCACUUGAUGGGAACAAGUUCAUCGGAAGUAUCCCUCCGGAGAUUAGCAAGUGUCAAGCGCUACUUGAACUUGAUCUCAGCUCAAAUCAAUUCUCUGGUGAGAUACCUAAUGAAAUUACAGGAAACAAAUCCAUUUGCAAUUUGGAAAACAUUCACACGCUUAGAUUAUCAAACAAUAUUUUGACUGGUGAUAUUCCUCGUUGUCUUGGAAAUACUGGUACCGGGCUCAGAACAUUAUUUCUCCAAUCAAACAAACUCAACGGUACCAUACCCGCAAACUUCUUAAAGUCAUGUGAUUUAUUGACUUAUCUAGAUCUGAGUGACAAUCAAUUAGAAGGAGUUCUACCUAAGUCAUUGUCUAAAUGUCAACGUUUGGAACUCCUAAAUGUCGGGAGCAACAGGCUAACGGGUAAAUUUCCCCCAUGGCUAGACAACCUACCACAUCUCAAAGUUUUCAAUGUGCGUUACAAUGCCUUCUAUGGUCCUAUAACUAGCUCACCAAAGGUUAAGCACCCAUUCUCAAUGCUACAAAUUAUGGACCUCUCUAACAAUAAUUUUUGUGGUAAGUUGCCACGAAGAUAUAUCAAAAACUUCGCAGCCAUGUACAAUAUGAACGAGUCUGGUGUUGGGAGUCCACAGUACAUGGAGGACACUAUUGACCAUCCGUACUCUAUGGUAUUGACAGUUAAUGGGUUACAACAGAGAUAUGAGAAACUUAUUGUGACGAUGUCGGUCUUUGAUAUCUCGAACAACAACUUUACUGGACAGAUUCCAGAUGCUAUAGGGGGAUUACGCUCGCUUCGCAAUCUUAAUCUCUCGCAUAAUCUCUUAACCGGGAACAUCCCUCCAUCAAUUGGAAAAUUAUCUUUGCUUGACGGUUUGGACCUUUCAUCAAAUAGGCUCACUGGUCGAAUCCCUCAAGAAUUAGUUAGUUUAACAUUCGUUGGGGUCUUUAAUGUUUCCAAUAAUCUAUUGGAGGGGCCUAUACCUCGUGGUAAAAACUUUGAUACAUAUUCAGUUGAUUCAUACAAGGGGAAUCCCAAAUUGUGUGGACAACCAUUGCCGGAGUGUGGAGACAAAUACCCGAAAGUUAUCAUCAAUUAUAGUCACAAUAAUACUACUAAAGAUGAUACAAGUAUUUUGUCAAUGUCAGAAAUUAUAAUGAUGGGGUUUUGUAGUGGUGUGCUAGUUGGGUUGGCGUGGGGAUAUUGCAUGUUUUCAAUAGGAAAGCCCUUUUGGUUUAUCCGGUUGGCAAACAAAAUGGAAUUUGUGUUGCUUGAUCUUUUCGAUGAGUACUUUGGUAGGCGAGGUAGAACAACAAGACAAAGGAAGAACUGAAAAAAUGAGUGAUAAGCAUGAGUGUAACCUUGUUAUCCAUAGUUCAGCACUA
This is a messenger RNA of Beta vulgaris subsp. vulgaris (sugar beet), 3752 nucleotides long. RefSeq names its product leucine-rich repeat receptor-like serine/threonine-protein kinase BAM1. Bases 956 to 3700 code for a protein of 914 amino acids. Gene Ontology annotation, molecular function: protein binding. The record is from RefSeq and is a predicted model, not a curated record. Lineage: Eukaryota; Viridiplantae; Streptophyta; Magnoliopsida; Caryophyllales; Amaranthaceae. The transcript is spliced from 2 exons.